This is a messenger RNA of Antrostomus carolinensis (chuck-will's-widow), 2460 nucleotides long. RefSeq names its product ubiquitin interaction motif containing 1 (gene UIMC1). Gene Ontology annotation, cellular component: BRCA1-A complex. Gene Ontology annotation, biological process: positive regulation of DNA repair; double-strand break repair. The coding region runs from base 1 to 2460 and encodes 819 amino acids. The record is from RefSeq and is a predicted model, not a curated record. Gene Ontology annotation, molecular function: K63-linked polyubiquitin modification-dependent protein binding; histone binding. NCBI's taxonomy places the organism in Eukaryota, Metazoa, Chordata, Aves, Caprimulgiformes, Caprimulgidae. The transcript is spliced from 13 exons.
AUGCCGAGGAAGAAGAAGCCCACAGAGGGCCCAGACUCUCGAGGUCAGGCUGGGGAGGAAGAGGAGGAAGAUAAGAGGAACCCAGGCAACGCCAAGAAGAAGCGCAGUUUUGUGGAUGCAUUUAUUGUUAUAUCUGACAGCGAUGGAGAGCAGGAGUCAAAGGAAGAGAGUGGAUUGCAAAAGAAGAAAACAAAACAGCAGCUGGAUAGAACGAAGUUUGCUGCUAAAAGGAAAAUUGCACAGAUGACUGAAGAGGAACAAUUUGCACUGGCCCUGAAAAUGAGUGAGCAAGAAGCCCGACAAGUGAACUGUCAGGAAGAGGAAGAGGAGGAGCUCUUGAGGAAGGCCAUUGCUGAGAGCCUUAAUAGCUGUCAGCCCUCGGACUCCUCUGAUGCAACCCCUCAGUUGUCUGCAGAAGUGCUGGGCGCGCGAGGCCAGAGCCAGCCCCCCGAGAAAGAAGGCUCUGAGAUCCUGGGAGGUCUGGCGCAUUGCCCUGACACCCCUCGCUCCGAGUGCAGCUCCCACUCACGGAGCACCAGAGCUGAUGGGAACGGACAGAUGGAUGUCGCCCGGAGCCCCCUGGUAGUGUUGAGGAGGUUAAGCCAGGAAAUCGUCGAAAGCUCACAAGUAUCCAGCAUAAUCGUGUCUCUGGGGAAGGGCCAGCCUGUGCCUGUGACAAGGUCAAAUGAAAAGCCUUCCUCACCAGCAAAAAGUGAUUCUAGUAACAAGUUGCCCAGCACUCUCGGAGAGGACUUCAUCUCUUUGAGUCCCACCUUUGGCAGGGUGACUUCAGGCUCCUGGCAACUGACACCUCGGAGACUGUUCACAAGCCCCUCCAGCUCUUCUGAAGCAACAGGCCAUGAACCAAAAGAGCAGCCCCUGCCCUGCACUGGCCAUUCUGUGGGAGAAACUGGUUCUGGGAGCUCAGCCAUGCUCUGGAAGAGCUGGACCACGGAACAGGGUGGCAGCCCCGGGAGGAGCGGUGGAGGAGCAGGUACCAAACACACCUCGCAGCCUGGGCAUGCCGCCAGGGUCUGUGUUUCCACAGAGCAAGCAGAGCAGAACGAGGUGCCCGACAGCACCCCUGAGCUUUGUGUGCUGAAUGCAGCAGCAGACAAGCACAAGCAGGAGGAGGCAAGAGACACAGUGCACUAUUAUUGGGGCAUACCCUUCUGCCCCAAAGGGGUGGACCCCAACCAGUACACCAAAGUCAUCUUGUGUCAGCUGGAGGUUUACCAGAAGAGCCUGAAGCAGGCUCAGAGGCAACUAUUGCAUAAGAAGGAGUUUGGUAACCCAGUUGUGCCCAAUUCUUCCUUGAGCCAAAAUGAGCUUGGGAAAGGAGAGCAGAUAAGCAGGGAGAAUGGGGUUGCUGAUGAUACAGAAGAUGGAGACCCAGACGGGCAGAAGGAGUCUGAGAGCAUCACCUGGCUCCUUCCUUCGAAGAGGAGGGAGGCAGAGAGUCCAGGGAACAGCAUGGAAGAAGAUAAGAACUCCACUUCCGAUGAUGAACCAACCACGAGCUACUGCCAGGCCUCCCAGGUGCUGCCUGCAGAGGAUGUGCCUGAAGAUGGGGAGCCCAUGCAAAUUGCACAGAGCAUCUCUGUGUUGACCCCACUUGGCAGUAAAAGGAGCCCAGAUACUGCUACAGAAAACUCUGCUGAAGAGGAGAUCUCUGUUUGCCCAGAGACCCAGCCGAGUCCACUGGAAGCUAUUGAGGCGGAGAGAGAAGAGCUCUGCUCGGGCAGCAGAGAUGCGCCUAUGCAGGCUGGUGGAGAUGGAGAUGCUGGCAGGACUGUGUCUGAGCGCAGUCCUACAACUGCUGACUGUGUGUCUUGCCCACUGUGUGACCAAGGCUUUCCAGCUACGGAGAUUGAGCUCCAUGCCAUGUACUGCAACGGCAUCGUGGGAGAGGAGGCUGGCAAGGACAGUCCAGUGCUCACCCGGCGUCAGAGAGAGGCAAGAAAUAAAGCUGCCAGUGGUGAAAGCGGCCCAACACCCUUAGACAUUGACAAGUGUGAGAAGUGCUACCUCUGUAAGUCACUGGUGCCACUGCUGCAGUAUCAGAGGCAUGUGGACAGCUGCCUUCAGGCUGCUAGGCAAGCUCAGGGAACCAGGAGGCUGCGAAGCGCCAAGGACGUUGGAAGGCAGGAGAGGGGACUCCUCAGGAUGUUGGAGCUCUCGGAGAGCAAGUCUGCAGGUGCUGAUGCGGGGACCCACCUCGCAGGACUAGGAGACCAACAGUCCCCUCCAACACUCUCAGCCAGAGCCGGGGGCCUGGUGGCAGACAGCCCCACCUCCCUUCGGCACCUUCCUUUGGACAUCUCCCCUGCGAAACCCGCUGUCUCCUUCUUGGAAGCCACGGACUGUGCGGGGGGCUUUGAGCCGCACCCGCACGCGGCUCUUGGCUCGGGCAGCCAGCAGCAAACCCAAGGCUGCUGCCGGAGAAAGCGCAAGUUCUGA